AUGAGAUUCUACCAUUUUCUUUACCUCCUUGGGUUUGCUUAUGCUGCUCCCACCGAAGGCGACCAUCCCGUUGCUUUAAAUAAGCGCCAAACUGCCCCAACCAUUCCUCCCGUACGCCCAUUGCCAACGGCUCCUCUCUAUCCUCCCAUCAAUUUUACUGGUUGCCCCAUCACCAUUAAGCAAGAUCCAGGGUUCGAGAGCUUCAAGGCAUACAAUGUACAGGCAAACCUCUAUAUCGUUGACGCAAUUUCAUCGCCUGGGACCAAAAACGGCGCCAACCCCUACGAGUUUUUCCUCACGACUAGCGGUUCUAUUUAUCGAGGUGGCAUUGUAUUUGCCACCAACCAAUACGUGAUGCAAUUGCCUAAUCAACUUGGACCUGUGAAUAACGACUUUGUACGAACUCGUAUGACGAACGAUGGUUACGUUGUGGCCAAUGUCGAUUACUCGAACCUCGAAAACCCGGCGAAGACACCGCUGUCCUUCAAUGUGGAAAGGGCAGUAGCAACUGGCAAAUACGAUCCUCCCACUUCCUAUCGCAUGGUAGACGGAUGGGUUGCCCUCCGUGUCAAGGACAAUGCAGUUGACGGGGUAAUUCAACUCCCUAUAGUUGUUGGCGGCAACCCUCUAUACGUUGCUCGAUUUAGUGGAUCUUGUAUGAAGACUGUUGCCAAUAUCCCAGUUAGGAGCUGA
This is a messenger RNA of Fusarium pseudograminearum CS3096, 693 nucleotides long. RefSeq lists its product as uncharacterized. The record is from RefSeq and is a predicted model, not a curated record. NCBI's taxonomy places the organism in Eukaryota, Fungi, Ascomycota, Sordariomycetes, Hypocreales, Nectriaceae. The transcript has a single exon. The coding region runs from base 1 to 693 and encodes 230 amino acids.